Gossypium raimondii (Peruvian cotton) is the source of this 2266-nucleotide messenger RNA. RefSeq names its product L-type lectin-domain containing receptor kinase IX.1. The transcript has a single exon. Lineage: Eukaryota; Viridiplantae; Streptophyta; Magnoliopsida; Malvales; Malvaceae. Gene Ontology annotation, cellular component: plasma membrane. Gene Ontology annotation, biological process: protein phosphorylation. Gene Ontology annotation, molecular function: protein kinase activity; ATP binding; carbohydrate binding. The record is from RefSeq and is a predicted model, not a curated record. Bases 93 to 2087 code for a protein of 664 amino acids.
AAAAUAAAGCUGGUCAUUGAAACUUCAGCAUCAAGUUAACUAUUUUUUAUUUACUUCAUUUGCGGAUUCUAUUGGUUCAACUUCUCUUUUAUAUGCUGUCUGACUGCAAUAUCUCUCCUUGCUUCUCUAUUUCCAUGGCGAUUGGGCUCAUCAACUUGCUUCAAUCAUCGCUUCUGAUUCCAUUUCUUUUCACUCUCCCCUUUGUCAAUUCACUAAAUUUCCAAAUAUCUCGCUUUGAUUCAAAUGCAAACAACAUUCUCUAUCAAGGUGAUGCAAAACCUUCCGUUGGAGCCAUUGAGUUUAACCUUAUCAAUUAUAUAAACCGAGUUGGAUGGGCAACAUAUGCCGAGAAGGUGCCAAUUUGGGACUCAAGAACAGGAAGGCUCACCGACUUCAGUACGCGCUUCUCCUUUGACAUUUCUAUUCAAAGUUCAGAUUAUGGUCAUGGACUUGUCUUCUUUCUCGCUCCUGUUGGCUCUCAAAUCCCACCAAAUUCAGCUGGUGGCUUUUUGGGAUUAUUUAAUACAACAACCAGUGAUUCAUCUCAGAACCAAAUCGUUCUCGUUGAGUUCGACACGUUUGAAAAUCCUGAAUGGGAUCCAACUGGUAUUGGUAGUCAUGUUGGGAUUAACGAAAACUCAAUUUCUUCAGCAAAUUAUACCAGAUGGAAUGCUAGCUUUCAUAGUGAAGAUACGGCAGAUGUAGUCAUUAACUACAACGCUACUACUAAGAACUUAAGUGUCUCUUGGAGCUAUCAAAAGACCAAUAAUCCUCGAGAGAAUUCUAGUCUUUCAUAUCAAAUCGAUCUGAUGACGGUUUUACCAGAGUGGGUCAUGGUCGGAUUUUCUGCUGCUACAGGUCAGUACGUAGAGAGGCAUACACUCCAAAAUUGGGAAUUCGGUUCAAGUUUAACUGUGGCAGAGGAUACAAGCGGCAACAAAGCAAGAAAUGUUAGAAUAAUUCUGGGUAUUGUAGUUCCUGUGGGUGUUCUGAUAGCUGGGACAAUUAUAGCUUUUAUCAUUUGGUGGAGGAAGAAGCAUGCGAAAAGAACACCAGAAACAACAAACUUGACAUCAAUGAAUGAUGAUCUUGAAAGAGGAGCUGGACCAAGAAGGUUUUCUUAUACUGAUCUUGCCUCAGCUACCAAUAACUUCUCGGAGCAAAGAAAAUUGGGUGAGGGAGGCUUUGGUGCAGUUUAUAGGGGUUACCUGAAUGAUUUGGAUGUGGAGGUUGCUGUUAAAAGGAUUUCAAGUUGGUCCAAACAAGGGAGAAAAGAGUAUGUAACUGAAGUGAAGGUGAUUAGCCAAUUGAGACACAGGAAUCUGGUGCAACUAAUUGGUUGGUGCCAUGAUAAAAAUGAUUUCAUACUUGUCUAUGAAUUCAUGCCAAAUGGCAGCCUUGAUUCCCACCUCUUUGGUAGGAGAAGUGCACUGACAUGGUCUGUGAGGUACAGAAUAUCGCUUGGAUUGGCAUCUGCACUUCUCUAUCUUCAUGAAGAGUGGGAGCAGUGUGUGGUGCAUCGAGACAUUAAGUCAAGCAAUGUAAUGCUUGAUUCUAGUUUCAAUGUCAAGCUUGGUGACUUCGGAUUGGCUAAACUCAUGGACCAUGAGCUAGGUCCUAAAACAACUGGAUUGGCUGGAACUUUAGGCUACUUGGCUCCAGAGUACAUAAGCACAGGUAGGGCUAGUAAGGAGUCGGAUGUUUAUAGCUUUGGGGUAGUCCUUUUAGAAAUUGCAACUGGAAGGAAAUCUGUUGAUCCUGGAAGAAAAUCUGACAUGGGAUUGGUUGAGUGGAUUUGGGGUCUUUAUGGGACAGGAGAGCUAAUUUUGGCUAUUGACGACAAGUUGGGCAAGGAAUUUGAUGAGAAACAAGGGGAGUCUUUGAUGAUUGUUGGACUGUGGUGUGCUCACCCAGACUGUAAUUCAAGGCCAUCAAUCAGGCAAGCAAUUCAAGUUCUUUAUUUGGAGUCACCGUUGCCAAAUCUUCCAGUCAAGAUGCCUGUUCCUACAUAUCAAGUAUCUUUACCAUCAGUCUCCUCCUCCUCCGAGCCUUCAGUAACAUAUUCAAGCAUGAAUUUGGGGCGUUAAACAUGAUUUGCCUUCAUCUGGAUGUGCUUCUAGUUUCAUUUUCCUUUUCUUUUUAGUCUUGACAUUUAAUUUUGAUGUAUAAACACUUGUAUUGUUACUGAGAAGAAUUUAGUUCCAUCCAAGUGUAGCUUAACCCUUUUCGUUCUGUCAUAAAGAUAGAUUAACAUGUUUGUCUUGAA